This is a messenger RNA of Pisolithus orientalis, 497 nucleotides long. RefSeq lists its product as uncharacterized. The record is from RefSeq and is a predicted model, not a curated record. Bases 105 to 317 code for a protein of 70 amino acids. The transcript is spliced from 3 exons. NCBI's taxonomy places the organism in Eukaryota, Fungi, Basidiomycota, Agaricomycetes, Boletales, Pisolithaceae.
CCCAUGCGGUUCCACAGGUGAUCUUGCGCUCACGUCAAACUCGGGGUGGUUUUGCACCCACCAACAAUAGUAGGUCCCUCCCGACAAGAUUCCACAUCCCUAACAUGCGCCUUUCACUCCUGGGCUCGCUCGCACUCGUCGCUGUUGCAGCAACUGCUGCGCCCAUUCAGACUAACGCUGAGAGGCUGGCUCGCGGCUUGCCACCUUUGCCACCAGCCAAUGUCGCUCGUGGUGUGGAUAUUAGAGGCAAGCCCUCGCCCGUCGCGAAGAGAGGCCCUCAUCCUUCAUCUCCCCCUGCCUUCCGUAGAGAUGAUUAAUCCACAAGUUCCUCGCGUGCCGUAUGGCCAUCUGGAACAAUCCACAUGCUCUCUCACACCCUAGACAUUAUCAUCCAUCUUUCCUUGUUUAAGACUUUUCUUGAUGAACAGCUUUGUUACGUUGAUUCAGAAGACGAUCAUAUUGUGCGGCUACCGCCCCGAAAUAUGUUACCAGUUACA